Molecule: messenger RNA, 993 nt
Organism: Lactuca virosa
Lineage: Eukaryota; Viridiplantae; Streptophyta; Magnoliopsida; Asterales; Asteraceae
Source: the annotation of a GenBank genome assembly
AUCUGCAAGCCAACAAGGAUGGGAAGAUCAAGCCAUCUUUCGCAGGGAUUAAGAAGAAAUAGGGAUGUGGAGCAAGGAAGGAUAAAUCUAAUCAUGGGAAACGGAAGAUCGUCGCCUGUCACCAAGAUUGGAGUUUAUUCCUUAGUGCUUAGUAAUGGAUUAGGUUUAGAUUUAAACAAUUGUUGCGAUUCGCCAGAUAUGGCAAGAAACAUCAUUUCAUUUCAUGGUUUAUAUAGACAAGCAUUGCCUUGUAAUGGAAUAUAUGAGACUGUGAUGGUUGUAGAUAACUUAGGAAAUGAUGUGUUGUGUGUCGAUUCUUCCAAUAGUAUGGAUAAAGCAUGCUUGUGGCAUUGUCGUCUUGGACAUGUCAACAAGAAACGCAUAGCCCAACUCCAAAAGGAUGGAGUGUUGGAGUCAUUCGAUCUUAGGGACGAUGACAUGUGCGAAUCUUGUUUACUUGGAAAGAUGACCAAAUCACCCUUCACUGGCUCUUGUGAGAGGGGUGAUGGUCUAUUGGAUCUCAUACACACCGAUAUGUGUGGGCCAUUUAGAUCCACCACAAGGGAUGUGAACCACUUCUAUGUGACUUUCACCGACGAUUAUAGUAGAUAUGGGUAUAUCUACUUAAUCAAGCACAAGUCGGAAACCUUCGAAAAGUUCAAAGAGUUUAAGCAAGAAGUGGAGAAUCAAUUGGGCAGGAAAAUCAAGAUGCUUCGAUCCGAUCGAGGAGGUGAGUACCUAAGUCUUGAAUUCCACGAGUACCUCAAGGAAUGCAGAAUAGUUUCGCAAUUAACGCCACCUAGGACACCGCAGUUGAAUGGUGUAGUUGAGAGGCGUAAUGGAACCUUACUAGACAUGGUUCGUUCCAUGAUGAGUCGUGCUUCACUACCUAUCUCAUUCUGGGGGGAAGGCUCCCUCAUUUGCACAUAUCAAGGUUUGGGGUUGCGAGGCUUUCGUAAGACGAGAAACUCACGACAAGCUCGAGCCUCGUAG